CGGCGGCUGCGCGGCGGCGGGGAGCGCGGCGCGGCGGUUUGGAAGAUGACAAGCAGGACGGCUGUCUACUUUUCUGGCAGCCGACUCAUGGGCAAAGAAGUGUAACAGGAGUUUGAUGUUUGUGUCUGCUUCCCCAAGGUCAAGGAAUUACCUCCUUAGAAGGCAACAGUACUAUGCAUGUUAUGAAUUGUGUCUCCCUGGCCAGCGAUAAAGAAAAUGGGACUGUUGCCACUGCAGCUGGGUUCAUGAUCGGGCAGACAGCACCCCCAGCAUCUCCUCCACCUCCUCCUCCACCCCCUCCACCAUGCCUACCAUCAGGGGAAGGCUUUUCACCCUCUCCACCUCCUCCCCUGCCACCUCCACUCCCAGGGGGGCCUCCUAUUCCCCCUCCACCUCCGCCACCACCGCCAGGAUUACCCCCAACUUCUCACAUGAACGGCUACAGUACCCUGGGUAAGAAGAAGCGCAUGCGAAGUUUUUUCUGGAAAACCAUCCCAGAGGAACAAGUGCGGGGCAAGACCAACAUCUGGACCUUGGCGGCCAGGCAGCAGCAUCACUACCAGAUUGACACGAAGACCAUCGAGGAGCUCUUCGGGCAGCAGGAGGACACCACCAGGUCUUCUCUCCCCAGGAGAGGAGGAUCAUUUUAUUCCUCCUUCAGAGAUUCCCGGGAAGAGAUUACCAUCUUGGAUGCAAAACGGAGCAUGAACAUUGGGAUAUUUCUUAAGCAGUUUAAGAAGUCUCCUCAAUCCAUUGUAGAAGAUAUUCAUCAAGGAAAGAGUGAGCAUUACGGAUCAGAGACACUUCGAGAAUUUCUUAAGCUUUUGCCAGAGUCAGAGGAGGUAAAGAAGUUAAAAACGUUUAAUGGUGAUGUGUCCAAGCUGUCCCUGGCCGACUCUUUUCUUCACUACCUAAUUCAGGUGCCAAACUAUUCACUUCGAAUCGAAGCCAUGGUGCUAAAGAAGGAAUUUUUACCUUCUUGUUCUUCUCUAUACACAGAUAUAGCCAUUUUAAGAACUGCUACAAAAGAGCUCAUGUCAUGUGAGGAGCUCCAUUCAAUAUUACACUUGGUGCUCCAGGCUGGGAAUAUCAUGAAUGCUGGAGGGUAUGCCGGCAACGCAGUAGGAUUUAAACUAUCUUCUUUGCUCAAAUUGGCAGACACAAAAGCAAACAAACCUGGGAUGAAUCUUCUGCAUUUUGUCGCACAGGAAGCUCAAAAGCAAGAUGCUGUUCUUCUAAACUUUUCUGAAAAGCUGCAUCAUGUUCAAGAGGCUGCAAGAUUAUCUCUGGAUAACACCGAGGCGGAACUGCGCUCCCUCUUUGUCAGGACGAGAUCGCUUCAGGAAAAUGUCCAGCGGGAUGGGGAGCUCUGCCAGCAGAUGGAAGAUUUCCUUCAGUUUGCCAUGGAGAAGCUGUCGGAACUGGAGCACUGGAGACGGGAGCUGCAGGGAGAGUCUCAUACCCUCAUAGAUUUUUUCUGCGAAGACAAAGAAACCAUGAAGCUGGACGAAUGCUUCCAGAUAUUCAGAGACUUCUGCACCAGAUUCAACAAAGCAGUUAAGGACAACCACGACCGAGAGCUGCAUGAACAGAGGCAGCUGCAGCGGCUAAGGGAGCUGGAACAGAAGCGGCGCUCCUGGACGGCAGGAGAGCUGGGGGGCUUUGGCAGGAGCAGCAGCGAGAACGAUGUCGAGCUACUGGCCAAGAAGGGCACGGAGGACCUACCCCCUUUCCUGCAGCCCAGACCCAUCAGCCCUUCCUACCGGCCCCCCAACAUGCGCCGCUCCCGCCUGUCCCUGGGUGCGUCUGCUGACCGGGAGCUGCUGACCUUCUUGGAGAGCACCACCGACAGCUCGGAGGGGCCCAACAAGUUCAACAGCUUGCCCCGGAACAGCGCCCGGCAGCCCCGGCCCACCAUGGCCUGGAUGGGACCCAGAGAGCCAAAGGACCCCGACCCCGACUUCGCACCCAACCCUCCCGCCUCUGAAAGCCUGGAGAAAGCCCCCGGCCCACCCUCAGCCUGGCAGAGUGCCCCCCAGGCUGCAGAGCCUGCCCCCAGCGUCCCCCGAGCUCGACACGAGGGGGUCGGGGUCUUGCGGAAGAGGAACAGUGAGCCGGCGGGCUUGCGGCCCGCACCCGUCCCUGCGCUGUCGCCACUCGCUCUGGGCGUCAAGGAGCACGAGCUGGUGACCGGGCUGACCCCGUUCGACCUCCAGGGUGCCGAGGCGCCCCUGCCCACAUCCCCAUUGACGCCGAGUGACCUCAGCCCUGGGGAGCAGGCGCCCCCGGGGCGGGGCAGCGACAGCCCGACCCCCGUGGACGAGGUCCCCCAGGAGAGCCUCCACGCCGCCCCGGAGGGCGCCGGGGCCGCCGCCGAGGAGUCCGUGGGCAGCAGUGACCCGGAGAGCCAGGACCCCGGGCGCCUGUUCUACAUCUCGGACACCACCGACUGCUCGCUGACCUUGGACUGCUCGGAGGGCGCCGAGCCCAGGCCCGGAGAUGGGGAGAGGGAAGGGAGCGACUCCGUGUCCUCGGGGGCUGGGGAUCUGGGGCCCUGCCAGGCUCCUGCGCCCGCCUCCCCGAAAGCCGGGCUCGGCUGCAAGGCCGGCCCGCCCCGGGACAGAGCCCUGCGAGGGAAGGACGCCGCGGCCACGCCGAAGAGGGGCUCCCUCAAAGAGGCGUCUCCGGGGGUCCCCAAGCCCGCGGCCGCCCGGCGCAGCCAGGGGGCGGCGGCGCCCCGGGCCGUGCGGACCUUGACCUCCUGGGAGAGCGAGAGCAUGCGCAAGGUGGUCCCCAUCUCCAAGUCCAGCCGCGGGCCGGGGCCCGCCCGGGGCGCCCCCCGGGAGCCCCCCCACGGCGCAGACCCGCCCCUGGCACGCCAGAGCUCGGUGCGGGGCACGGCGGACACCUCGCCCCGGCGGCCGCCCUCGGGGAGGCCGGGGCCGGCGGGGGGCGAGGAGCCGGCGCGGGGCGGCCGGCUGCCGGGGAAGGAGGCGGCCCCGCUGCAGCGCAGGGGCUCCCUCAAGCCCAGCGCCAAGCCCCUCAGGAACAUUCCCCGGCCCAAGCCCGAGGACAGUAAGGUCUCCAGCUCCGAGAGCCCUGCGGACGAGCCCGGCGCCCCCCGGGGCCCGGCCCCCAUCCCCAGCUUCGCUCGAAAUACUGUGGCCUCCUCGUCCCGGUGCCUGAAAACCGACGUCCCGCCCGCCGCCAAAGCCCGCGCCAUCACCAGGACCGUCUCCCAGCGGCAGCUGAAGGUCAAGGGCGGCCCCGAGGACGCCGGCCCCCGGGACGGCACCCUGAGGCGUGCCAGCAGCGCCCGGGCCCCCAGAAAGUGCCCCGAAUCCCCCGAGGGGCCCGACGCCGACAGCCCGCUGAAGGCCAGGGGGGCCAGGGACAGGGCCUCCCUCCGGCUGAAGGACGCCGGGAGGGCCACGCUGGGGAGGAUCCUCCAUCCUCUGCAGAAGUGAUGCGCCACCCCCCCUGGC
Molecule: messenger RNA, 3485 nt
Organism: Dipodomys spectabilis (banner-tailed kangaroo rat)
Lineage: Eukaryota; Metazoa; Chordata; Mammalia; Rodentia; Heteromyidae
Gene: Fhdc1
Product: FH2 domain containing 1
Exons: 12
Coding region: 174-3467 (1097 amino acids)
Biological process (GO): actin filament polymerization
Cellular component (GO): cytoplasm; actin filament
Molecular function (GO): microtubule binding; actin binding
Source: RefSeq, a predicted model, not a curated record